CGCUUGCCAGCAACAGUGAUCUAACCAAUAAGAAAUAGUGUAAAGUAGUGGGGGAAGUAAGAAGGGGGCUCUAUCUUUUUACUGAGUUAUUUGAUUCAAGCACGUGCUUUUUUGAAUUAUUGUCCCCCGGGAGGUGAAAAGUUGGGGUAAAAUUUGAAAAUUCAUCUAGCUUCAGUGAUAAUUACCGAAAAUUCUGAAUAAAUUCAGUAAAUUAACUUCAGUGGAGUGGUUACGAUGGCUCAAGGUUCUUCCGAAAAUAAUGCGGCUAAGAAAAGUGUGAAUAUCAAAGAAAACGGAAUUACAUCUUCAGAAAAAGAUGUUACAAAUAAUGUGGAGAACAACAACGAAGAUAAAUUGAAUAAUGAUAAAUCAGUAGAAAAUGAACAAGAAAAUAAGUUAGCCAAAGAUGUAGAGGAGAAAGAAAAAGAUGAAAGUGAGGACAAUAAGAACAAAGAAGAUGUUUUCAUCCAAGACAUUGGCUUCACUGUGAAAAUUGUAGCCCCAGGUGCUGAACCUUUCGACAUUCAGGUAUCAAGUAUGGAGUUGGUGCAAGAAAUUCAUCAACUUCUUAUGGAUCGUGAAGACACCUGUCAUCGUACAUGUUUCUCACUCCAAGUAGAUGGAAAUACACUUGAUAAUUUUGCGGAACUGAAGAAUAUAGAUGGUUUGAAAGAGAACUCUACAAUUAAAGUAGUGGAAGAACCCUACACUAUGCGUGAGGCUAGAAUUCAUGUCAGACACAUUAGAGAUUUGUUGAAAAGUCUUGGACCAGCCGAUUCAUACAAUGGUGUGGAAUGUUGCUCAUUAAGCUUCUUGAAUUCAGUCACACAAGGGGAUAUUCUAGAAAAAAAAAGAGUUCGUCCAGAGAGUGUUGAUUGUACUCCCCCAGAUUACAUCAUGCCUGAUAGCAAAGAAAGACCUCUAACUCCUCUGCAGCCCCAUCUUAAAGAUCAAAAAUCUCCACAAUGUGUGAAGAUUUUAACUACAUCUGCCUGGAAUCCUCCCCCAGGUAACAGAAAAAUUCAUGGAGAUUUGAUGUAUCUCUAUGUGGUUACCUUGGAGGAUAAACACUACCACAUAUCUGCUUGUUCAAGAGGAUUUUACAUAAAUCAAUCGACUGCUGAGGAGUUCAAUCCUAAGCCUGCUUCCCCUAGUCAUUUGUGCCAUUCACUCAUAGACCUUCUCAAUCAAAUAUCUCCCCAAUUUAAACGUAACUUUUCAUUGCUCCAGAAGAAACGUAGUCAGAGGCAUCCAUUUGAGAGGGUUGCAACGCCGUAUCAACUUUAUGCGUGGACUGCACCUCUCAUGGAGCACACUGUAGAUGCAAUCAGAGCUGAAGACACUUUUUCAUCCAAACUUGGAUAUGAAGAGCACAUCCCCGGACAAACGCGCGAUUGGAACGAAGAACUUCAAACCACCCGCGAACUUCCUCGUAAAUCGCUCCCCGAACGUUUACUACGUGAGAGGGCCAUCUUCAAGGUGCACAGUGAUUUUGUGGCAGCAGCUACAAGAGGCGCAAUGGCCGUAAUAGACGGAAACGUCAUGGCUAUUAACCCUGGUGAAGAGGCCAAGAUGCAAAUGUUCAUAUGGAAUAACAUUUUCUUCUCUCUCGGGUUUGACGUCAGAGAUCAUUAUAAGGAUUUGGGAGGAGACGCGGCUGCUUUUGUUGCACCUCGAAAUGAUUUGCAAGGUGUUAGGGUGUACAGUGCUGUUGAUUUACCAGGACUAUACACACUUGGAACUGUUGUAAUAGAUUACAGGGGAUAUCGUGUAACUGCACAAUCCAUUAUUCCGGGUAUUUUAGAAAGAGAACAAGAGCAAUCUGUGGUUUAUGGAUCCAUCGAUUUUGGUAAAACAGUCCUAUCUCAUCCCAAAUAUUUAGAUUUGCUCAAUAAAGCUGGUCAACAGUUGAAAAUUCUUCCGCAUCAUGUCGUGAAUGACAAGGGUGAAAAUGUAGAGUUAUGUUCAAGCGUUGAGUGCAAAGGUAUCAUUGGCAACGAUGGACGACACUACAUUUUAGAUUUAUUGAGGACUUUUCCGCCUGAUGUCAAUUUCCUCAAAUUGGAAAAUGAUGAACUUUCAAAAGAAGUUAAACUUCUUGGUUUCCCGAUCGAACACAAGCACAAGCUAUGUUGUCUUCGCCAGGAAUUACUCGAAAGUUUCAUCGAUUCUCGCUACAUGAUGUUCAUAAAAUUCGCUGCCUAUCAUCUGCAACAGUUGAAUCUCAGAAAGGCGGAAGAGAAGCAGGAAAAGGACAGAGCCAUUGAAUCGGCUGCGGAAGGAGAUAACAAAGAUGAAAGCGAUGAAAAUAAAAAAGAUGAUACCAAAGAAAAAAAUACUAAAGCUUUAAAGAAAGGUCAGAUAGAAGAGGAAGAGGCUAAAAAGAUUGUUGAGAGUGUCACAGGAACUAGUAAGCUAGAGUUGGAAGAAAGUACAAAGGAUAUCGUUAAGACAGCGGCUGUGGCUGUGGGUUCCCUGAAAGAAACAGAAUUCGACAUAAGAUUCAAUCCAGACAUUUAUUCCGCUGGUAUCCGACAUUCCGACAGUUUGGAUCCUCCGAUUUCCAAACAGCGGCAGUUGGUCAAAGAUGCGGCAGAAUAUUUACUCACUGUACAAAUUCCAACAUUCAUCAGGGAUUGCCUAGAUCAUUCUUCAGCCCCCAUGGACGGUGCUACGUUAUCCGAAUCGAUGCAUACUAGGGGGAUAAAUAUUAGAUAUCUCGGUAAAGUUACCAACCUCUUGGGUAAAGUCAAACAGCUGGAAUACUUGUACAGUAUAGCUGUUGGAGAAUUGAUUCUCAGAUCUGCUAAACACAUCUUCACAGUAUAUUUACAGGGAUGCGAGAUGAUGAACUUGUCUGUUGCUAUAGCUCACUUCUUAAAUUGUUUCCUAUAUUCUGGACUCGUAUCCAACCCAUUGCAAGGAGUUGAUGAGUUUCAUGGUCGUAACAACAAGAAGCGUAACAAGCGUCGAGGUAAAUCCAACCCCCUCUCCUGUAAUGACAGCACCGAAUGGGCAAAUUUCACAUCGAAAAGUCUGUGGAACCAAAUUAAGCAGGAAGUGAAAUCUUACUACGAUUUCGACUUGACCUGUUCUGAUAUCGAAAGUGUUUUGGAACAGUAUUCCUUGCAAAAGAUCUCGUUAUUGAGAGGUUUUUGCAUCAAGACAGGUUUGCAGAUACUGCUGAGGGAUUAUAACUUCGAGUCCAAAAAUAAGCCCAUUUUCUUCGAAGAGGAUAUACAGAAUAUAUUCCCAAUUGUUAAACACAUAAAUCCAAAAGCAACAGAUGCCUAUAAUUUUUAUACUACAGGUCAGAGUAAAAUUCAACAAGGAUACUUGAAAGAUGGUUAUGAACUGAUAAUGGAAGCCCUAAAUUUACUCAACAACGUUUAUGGAGCCAUGCAUCCAGAAAUAGCUCAAUGUUUGAGAAUGAUCGCAAGACUGAAUUACAUAAUGGGUGAACAUACGGAAGCGAUGGCUUAUCAGCAGAAAGCAGUUCUUAUGUCUGAAAGGGUUAAUGGUAUUGACCAUCCUUAUACUAUUACGGAAUACGCCCAUCUUGCCUUGUACUGUUUCGCAAACAGUCAAAUUUCUACUGCCCUAAAACUUUUAUACAGAGCCAGAUAUCUGGCUAUAUUAGUAUGUGGGGAAAAUCAUCCAGAAGUGGCCUUGUUAGAUAGCAAUAUAAGCUUGAUACUUCAUGCAGUAGGAGAAUACGAACUAUCUUUACGUUUCUUAGAAAAGGCCUUAUUACUCAAUAUCAAAUACUAUGGAGCUAAGUCAAUGAAAGUUGCAGUUAACUAUCAUUUAGUAGCCAGAACGCAAAGUUGCAUGGGUAAUUUCAGAUCUGCUCUCAAUAAUGAGAAGGAAGCUUAUACAAUCUAUAAACAACAAUUGGGCGAGAAUCAUGAAAAAACUAAGGAAUCUUCAGAGUGCUUGAAACAUCUCACGCAGCAAGCAGUAGUGCUUCAGAAGAAAAUGAACGAGAUUUGUACGGGUAAAAAUGGAUCGUCCUUACCACCUAUCCAAAUCCAACCCCCUUCAAUGGGAUCAGUUUUGGAUAUGUUGAACGUGAUCAAUGGCAUUUUAUUCGUCCAAAUAAGCCAUGAAGACAUUGAGCAUUUCAAGGCAGAAAUAGAAAAAAGGCAAUUGAUUGAGGAAGAGUCUGAAAAUCAACCGCAGUCAAAAUUAGCAGCAGUUGAAAGCCGUUAGAUGUGAUAAUUUUUGAAUCAUUAUUCAUGCUAGAACAGUUAUUUAGUUUCAUAUAGUAGAAUUCGCUCUCGGAAUUUUUGGCAGCGUGCAUCUAUUGCGAUAAAUCUCCAAAGUAAGACAUGAUUUUUGUUAUACUUAACAUUGUUAUCAUUGUUGUUUUUAGGGUAUAUUUUUUUUGAUAAACAACACUGAAUUGUUGAUAACUGUUUUCCAUUUUCUUGUCUGACGAAUUUUCAUUUUUUCAGUGUAACUUUUAUACACUACUGCUAAUCUGUAUAUUGUGAAUUAACUCAAUUUGAAAUCUUUGUGCCCAUAAAUUUUGGAGAAAACAAGGCAUCACUUCGUUAUUGUAGGUUGGAAUGCACCAAAUUCGUAAUUUUCCUUUGAGGUAUUUUAAGCAGAAUUAAUGAGUUAUAGAGGACUAGAUGAAAAUUUUUUCAUAUCUACAUAUUUCGACAAAUAUUAAUAGAAAUAAAUACUCCAUUUUUCAACAUAUGCUCUCAAAUUAUAAUUGAAUAGAGUUGAUUGAAAAACUGGAAAUUGUUUCGAAUAAUAAUUUACCUGUAAUGGAUAUAGCUGAUAUCCAUUUUUUUUCAAGUAAUGAUCUCUAUUUUUCGUUUUUGCAAAUUCUGCUAAUGAUAAAGGAGUCUAGUCUCUUUUCUUGUAGUGCAAUGAAAUAUUGGAUGAAACCAUCUCGUAUGAACUUCAAUGCCAAAGAUGUUCGUAGCAUAUUCAAUGGAAAUUUUUCAAGUAUCGCAAUGUUUUCAGUUCAUUUGGUGUGCGUUGCUGAACUAUUUAAAAAUUUUCGAAUGUCUUGAUUAUUGAAUGUGACCAUGUUUUCUAUUAUUUUGUAAUCUGGAUUUUGUUAUUAAAUAAAACUGAUUACCUUCAA
This is a messenger RNA of Coccinella septempunctata (seven-spotted ladybird), 5104 nucleotides long. RefSeq names its product clustered mitochondria protein homolog (gene clu). Gene Ontology annotation, cellular component: cytoplasm. The coding region runs from base 235 to 4212 and encodes 1325 amino acids. Gene Ontology annotation, biological process: intracellular distribution of mitochondria. The transcript has 20 exons. Gene Ontology annotation, molecular function: mRNA binding; protein binding. Lineage: Eukaryota; Metazoa; Arthropoda; Insecta; Coleoptera; Coccinellidae. The record is from RefSeq and is a predicted model, not a curated record.